This is a messenger RNA of Colletotrichum godetiae, 1418 nucleotides long. RefSeq lists its product as uncharacterized. The coding region runs from base 56 to 1255 and encodes 399 amino acids. The transcript has a single exon. The record is from RefSeq and is a predicted model, not a curated record. Lineage: Eukaryota; Fungi; Ascomycota; Sordariomycetes; Glomerellales; Glomerellaceae.
AUCACAACUCAAACCUCUUUAUUUAUCACAUUGUUGGAAAACUCUUUUCUAUCCAAUGAUGGGCUUUUUUACCAGUCAGGCUUUUACUGUUGCCAUUUCGGCCACUGUGAGCUUGGCGGCCCAUAUAUCAAAGAAUUCCGUCCCUCAGCCAUGGAGUAAUUUCAACAACAAUGGCGUGUUCUAUCCCGAGCAGACUGCAACUAGCUGGAGAACUCUUUACGGCCGAACUCUUCAACUGGCUGAUCAUUCCAUCCUUCUCUCUUGGGAGGACUAUGACCCCGUGGCAGCUUUGACUUACUUUCCUAUCUACAAGUCCGAAGAUGGCGGGGCCUCACUUAGUUCCUUCUCCAGAGUCGAAGAUCAGGUCAAUGGCUGGGGAAUUUGGUACCAGCCAUUCUUCUACGAGCUUCCGCAGCCAUUUGGGGGGUUUCCGCAAGGCACUAUUCUCCUGGCCGGUGUCUCUACACCACGCAACCUCUCACAGGCUUACAUUGAUCUGUAUGCCAGCAUCGAUCAGGGAAGAGCAUGGACAUUUGUCAGCCAUAUAGUUUACGGCCCUGGCCCAGAAACAGUCUCCCGGGGGAACAAGGCAGUCUGGGAGCCUUUCUUGUUGAUGCAUGAUGGGGAGCUUGUGUGUUAUUAUUCCACUCAAGUCGAUCCCGAUCACAACCAAAAGCUCUCUCACAAGACAACCACGGACCUCCGCCAAUGGAGCAAUGAAGUUGAUGACGUCGCCCAGGCGGAUGCUGGAGUACGGCCCGGCAUGGCUACGGUGGCACAUAGCCCCAUCUCACAAAAGUUUGUCAUGACUUUUGAAUACUGUGGCGGUCCUAUCGCUAGCGGGUGCCCGGUCUACUACAAAGUCUCCGACUCUCCCCUAACCUUUGGUGAUGCCGAUCUACGGCCCAUUAUUCCUGGCGACGGCCAGCUGAACCCCAAUGGGAGCCCAUUCGUUAUCUGGACUGCAGAGCCUGGAACAAAUGGCACGAGUGGUGUUUUCAUCGCCAAUGGAAACAGUCGGGAAGAGGUUUUUGUGAAUAGCGAUGCUGUCGAUCCAAGCGGUUGGAAGGUAGUCGACGUCGGGCAGUGGUCAGCUUACUCCCGAGAACUUCGGAUUAUUACGACGCCUGGGUCUGACGCCUCCAAUGGAAGCCCUAAACUUCUCCUCACCAAUGGAGGGAAUAUUGGCUGCUCUGGGGAUUGCUACAACUACGUUGCCAAUGGUGUGGUGGAUAUACCCACAUGGCAUACGUAGAAAAUAGCGAGCUGAAGCAGGGAGUUUUGUUCGCAGAUUAUCAAUUGACGGGUAGGAUCAUAAUCUUCCUCUUACAAGCUCUCCCACGAGUUCUAGUUUUAGCUCUGAGAAACCGGAGUCAGUAUUCAAAGGCAUCGGGACAAUUCAAACAUAUUCAACAUCC